This is a messenger RNA of Trematosphaeria pertusa, 2549 nucleotides long. RefSeq lists its product as uncharacterized. Lineage: Eukaryota; Fungi; Ascomycota; Dothideomycetes; Pleosporales; Trematosphaeriaceae. Bases 268 to 2352 code for a protein of 694 amino acids. The transcript has 2 exons. The record is from RefSeq and is a predicted model, not a curated record.
CAUCAGCCUCGCGGAUCCGGGCAUAACAACAAUUUGCGUCCUCGCGCAUAUCUUUACUUCUUUCUCGGCGUGUCUUCUGAAGGUCGAUACCCAGCUGCUAUGUUUACCACAUAGCGAUAGAGAUACCGGAGCCCACAGCAGCGCUCCACGAAGACGGCGGAAGCGCAACAACUGUACCCUGCAGAGCAUUGUUUGGCCCUCUGUGUUAUAUCCAGCUUCCACCGUCAUUGCCCACACUGCUGAACUUCGUCGGAAACUCAGAGAAGCAUGUCGGAGCUUCACAAGGCGCUAGAGUGCCUCCGACCCAAGGACUAUAGCGAGGUCCCUACCGACGAGCUCCACACGUUUCUCUCGGACGUCUUCUCUCAAGCCGAACUCAUUGCCAAUUCUGUCCCUCCUCCGCCCAAUGGCACGCCCUACGAGUCCUCGCGCCGCUCCCGCUCCGACGCGAAUGGGGCGACCUCAGCCGCAGACCUCACAAUUUCAGACGCGCGGAGACCGUCGCCGGCGAAGGAGCAUGUAGGGCUACAGAAGGCAUGGGGGAAACCACUGAAGCUGGGCGCAAAGGAUGCCGCCACAGGCAUCAGCGUGUUCAAGAUGGCAGGCCAUGAUAGGCAUGGAGCGUGGUUCGCUCGGACGAGCGUGCAUGAGGGUUUGGGGUUUGCUAAAUGGAAGAGGGCUAUGAAGAGGGAGUUUCCAGAGAGUUUAGAGGUGCAGGGUGGCCCGGGAGAGGGCAACGUGCGGGGCAUUGGGGGUGAUAAAAGGUUAGAGGACAUCGAGGUUGAAGGGGUGGGCAAGCUAGAGGUUUACCAGCUUUCCGCCCAAUUCCCUGGACCGACUUCGCCUCGAGAGUUCAUAACCCUCCUCCUCACGUCCGCCAAUUGCCUGAGCGACGCCUCAAAGGUCGGCAAUAUCGUACCGCGCCAUUUUAUGGUCGUCUCAAUACCCGUGUCACACCCGGAUGCGCCGCCACGAAAUGGGCUCAUACGAGGGCAGUACGAGUCUGUUGAGAUGAUUCGAGAAAUUCCGCUGUCACCGUCGUCCAAAUCCGCUUCAGCUUCCACUCCUGAUCUCCUCAACCACGAGCGAAUGAAGUCAAGAGAAAGGGGUGGCACAAUAGGCUUCGCGGAAUCCCGGGGUCCGGAAGCUAAGGGAGAGAAGAUUGACAGAGGAGACGACGAUGAGGAUGAUCCAGAGGCAAAUCCGGUGGAGUGGAUAAUGAUAACGCGGAGUGACCCUGGAGGCGGUAUCCCUCGGUUCAUGGUCGAGCGAAGUACUCCAUCGAGUAUUGUGCAAGACGCGCAAAAAUUCCUCGAUUGGGCUUGUACCAAGGAAGACGAAGAGGAACCAAUCGUGGAGGACAGAGGCAGGAAGAGCGUUGAAAGUGACCACCGCUUCUCAGUAUUUGAAUCAAACGGCAUUCUCGCUGGUGUGGGAACUAGCAUUGCCGACAAACCCGACCUAGCCACCUUCCGACGGCCAUCACAACGGACAACCGACAAAGGGGAUGGACAGUCCGGCAUCAUCAAAUCAAUGGCAGAUACCCUAGAGUCCUACGUUCCAGAUUCCCUCAACCCUCUCCGCCGGUCAGAAUCGCAGAGCUCGGUCUCGACGUCAUCAUCCAUCGACUCUUUUGCAUCAGCAGAGCAAUACAAUACAGCGACCGAAGGCCUCCCGAGGACGGAUGGCUCAAUACCCACUCCCUCUACUCAAUCCGAACAGUCCCUCGCCCUCGGGCCGUCCGGUUCAACCCACCAUCACCAUACGAGCCGCGAGCUUGAAAAGAUAGAGCAGAAACGCGAUCAGCUUAAGGAGAAGCUCGACCAAGCCCGCACGAAACAGAGCCAGGAGACACAGAGUGCGAGCACUAAAUCAGCCAAAGAACUCGAGAAAGCAACCGAGAAGCACAACCGCGACCGGAAGAAACAAGAGGACAAAUUCACAAAGGAAAUCCAAAAGCUUGAAGCCCGCCGUGAGCGCGAGACUAAGAAACUCCUCGCACGCCAGCAGAAGGAGGCUGAUAAGAACAACCUCCUAAAGACGCAGCGCGAAAGGGAUGAGUGGAAAGAGAGAGCGGAGCUCGCGGAGCAGGAGAACAAGCUGCUUAAGGAGCAGAUUGGCGAACUGCAACGGGAGAACACCGCGCUCGUGGCAAGGAUGGGGAAGACGGAUAUGGGGCGGGAGUUGCUAAAGAAUGUUAGGGAGGAGAUGAUGGAGGGGAAGGGCAGGAAGAGGAGUAGUAGCCGCGCUAGCGCAGGCAGUGGGACUAGUAGGGCGAGUAAGGCGAGUGGGAAGAAGAGUGAGAAUGUGCAUGAGGGGAGUGGGUUGGCGAAUGUGGAGACUGGGAGCUGAAGCGUGGGUGUGGCUUCUUGACAGUGUGCAUUUCCUAGGACAUUAUUACUUGGAUUCGGACGGGUUAUUACCAGCAAUGAGGUCUGGUCUGAGUUAUGGCGGAAUACGGCUUUCAUAGCGGCAUACAUACCUGGGACUAGCGGUCCUUCUUCUCUGAACUUCCAAAAAAAACAGUGUACAUAUGCUAGCCUUCCGAG